UAACAUGAACGCGCUAACUUGACAAUGCUUAGCGUGCAGUUUUAUUUUUACAGUCUCUUGUUCUCGUUAGACCUUUGGCGAAGACGGAAGUGACGUCAAUAUGCACUGUAGGCUGCGUCACAAAAUAUGGCGCCAGCCAUCUCAAAUAUUAUGGGGGAAGUAAUAUCUGCGUGUGAUUAUAAUAUGAUUGAUUAAUCGUAAAUAUUUUUUUGCACUGGAGCUGAGUUUAUUCUGUCUCUCGGUUGUUGGAAUUUCAAAAUGCAGGAGGCAUCAGAGGACGGGGAAGAAAAGGUGACAGCCGGAAUGGAGUCACUAGCCGUAAAAGAGGGAGAGGAGGAGGACGACGAUGAAGAAGAGGAAGAUCAGCUUAAGGAAGAAGAGCAACCUGUGGAUGAAGACGCAGCUGAAGAAGAAGAAGCAGAACAGGAGCAAAAAGAGGAGGAUGAGGAGGAAGAUUGGUGCGUCUCAUGUAGUGAUGAAGAAAUUGAGUCCACGGAUGGUUGGCACCCGCCACCUGAAGAAAUCAAGAGGCUGUAUGAGCUUUUAGCCACUGAGGGGACUCUGCCACUGCAAGUGGAUUUACUGUACCGCAGACCCCCAACCCCGGAGCCGGAUCCUUCAGAAGAGGAGUCAGAUCAGGAACCAGAGGAGGAAGAGGAGGAGGAAGAGCUGCCACAGAUUCCAACUGAAUUUGAUUUUGACGAUGAGCCUUCAACUCCGAAAAACUCCUUAAUUGAUCGCCGGAGGACACCUGGGAGCACGGGUCGCAGCCAGAAGAGAGAAGCGCGACUGGACAAGGUUCUCUCUGAUAUGAAAAGACACAAGAAAAUUGAAGAGCAGAUCUUGAAAACGGGACAAGACCUCUUCGACAUGGAUCCUGACUCUGUACCUACACCAAAACGCUCCUCCGGCAUCUUCCCACGCCAACGCAAAUAUUGAGAACCAAGGACAAUAUCUGGUUGGGUAUGGGGGGAGUAAAGUCUAUCCGGGUGCCCCAUGCAAAUCACUGACUUAUCUCUCCCAUAUCCUCCAAAUAUGGCAUUAAACUGAGGUGCCAAAUAAAAUCACUGCCCUAUUUGUCUUCCCCUGUAGUAUGUAAAUUUACUUUUAGAGACUUGUGUCUUUUUGCUACAGUUUUUUUCAAAAUAUCUUUUAAUUGUUGUUGUUGUAAAGUGUCCGUCGUAUCCUUACAAUAUGUUCCUGCAAUGGUCUAGAUGGGGUUAAACUAUUGUUUGACUCCUAAUGCAACUUUAAAGGAACGUGAAACUCAUUUUUUUUAUUAUUCAGAUAGAGCAUACAUUUUUAAACAAUGUUCUCAUUUACGUUUAUAAUCAAUUUUGCUUCAUUCUUUUGGUAUCUUUUAUUGAAGUAACAACAAUGCACUACUGGGAGCUAGCUGAACAUAUCAGUAAGCCAUCUACAAGACAUGUAUGUGCAACACCAAUCAGCAGCUAGUGUUCCAUUCCUGAGCCUAACUAAGAAUGGAUUUCAACAAAGGAUAGCAAGAGAAUGAAGCACAUUAGAUGAUUAUUAUGCUCUAUCUGAAUCAUGAAAGAAAACUUUUGGGUUUCAUGUCCCUUUAAGGAUGCAAAACCUGAGGGUUUAUUUAUAUAGGAAGCAAAGGGGACGUAUAUACGGGAGCAACAGGUGGGACAAACCGAAGCAAAUACCUAAAUGCCUCUAUGUAUAUUUGUGUGUGUUGUGAGUGUUAUUUAUGCGGCUUAAUAUCAUCAGAUCAUGUAUGAAUUAAAUGUUCUAUUUUAUUCCAUAGAAAAAGUCUUUCUGUGCUUCAAACAUGACAAAUGUGUUCACUCUCUUGGAAGUGGCUAUUAGCAGAUAAUGUGUAUAGUAAAUGGCUGAACACAACUACGUUACUGAUGUCCGUGUGAUUAACCGCGCUCCCCGAGCCAGUGCUCGUGUAGUAAUCGCAUUAUACAGUAUGUGAGGUAUAUUCUAAAUAUAUAGAUAACGGGACAACACUAAACUUUCAUGAUUUGGGUAAAACAAGCACUUUUAAACAUAUUUCUAAUUUACUUCUAUUAAAACAUUUGCUUCAUUCUCUAGGUAUGGUUAGGUUAGCAGUGCAAGUGGGAGUGAGCUGGUGAUUGGUGGCUGUAAAUGUCUCUUGUCAUUGGCUCACCAGAUGUGUUCAGCUAGCGUCCAGUAGGGCAUUGCUGCUCCCGAGACUACUUUAACAAAAGAUACACAGAGAACAAAUCGGAUCAAUAGAGCAUGAAGUAUUUGAAUUGUACAAAUGAAUAGGGAUUGUAAAUUCAAAAUUAAACAUUCCAAUACAAUUCACUGGACCAUCUGUACAUUGACCAGAAAGGGAGUUUUUAUUUAGCAACAAAGUCUUAAUUCUACUGGAAAUUAUUAUGACCGUUACACAUUUUACAAUAACUUUAUAGGAAUCCUGUGUUUUAAGGUACAAUACACUGUAAAAUUGUUUUUAAUGUAUUUUCAAUGACUUGUUCUACCAGUUGCAGAGCAUAAAAUAUUUGAGAAAUUAUAUUAUCAGGUUUAUUUGUGUAUAUGAAAUAGCUGGUUUUGUGCUUUGAAACCACAGUCUAUUAUAGUGGGUUGUAUCAUAUGUCAUUAUAUUAUCACUUUGUGUACACACUCAUGCCUCUAUCUUAAUAUGUGUGUGUACACCAAAGCUCAAUACUUAGAGAGAAAAAUGGAACAUUAAUUUUAUAUUACUUAAAGGAAUAGUCUAGUCAAAAUUAAACUAUUAUAAUUCAGAUAGAGCAGCAAUUUUAUAAUUUACUCCUAUUAUCAAUUUUUCUUCGUUCUCUUUGUAUCUUUAUUUGAAAAAGCAAAAAUGUAAGCAUAGGAGCCGGCCCAUUUUUGGUUCAGCACCUGGGUAACACUUUCUGAUUGGUGUCUAAAUGUAGCCACCAAUCAGCAAGCUCUACCCAGGUGCUGAACCAAAAAUUGGCUGGCUUCAAACCUUUACAUUUUAAAUAGAUACCAAGAGAACAAAGAAAAAAUGAUAAUAGGAGUAAAUUAGAAAGUUGCUUAAAAUGACUGCUCUAUCUGGAUCAUGAGAGUUUAAUUUUGACUAGACUAGACAUAGUGCAGAAUUCUAUAACGUUAGUUUAGCGCCAACUUUAUAAAUCAAAAGCUUACAGAGAUAUUUAAUUCCAAAAUUCAAUUUUCCUGAACGCCGCUCAUGGCUCUACAGGUCUUGUUUUUCUUGUUUAAUGGCGCAGAAUUCUAUAACAUUAUUUUGUAGCUUUACUGGCCCUUUAACUAUCUUGCACCCCACUGGGAGUGUAAUUUCUUCUGCUGGCUGUUUUUACUUAUGCUUAUCAAUAGCCCAGUAUAUAAACUUUCAGUAUAGGUGGGGAUACCACAGGCUAAAUCGGCUAAUUCAAAUGCCAAAAUAGGGGUAAAGGAUCUACUUGUAAACAAUUUAAUACACUCUAGAAGGUGAACUGUAUCAUUGGGAACAAUUUAAAGGGUAAACAUUUUUUGGUUGAACUGUCCCUUCAAAUGCUCGUUCUGAGUGUUUUAUUUUUGUUGGUGUGGACGAUACAGCGAGUCUAUGUAGUACAAGUUUUUUAAUAUACUAAAUAAAUUUAGGUUUACUGUUCCCUUAAAUGUGCACAUUAAAUUGAAAUCUCUUUAAAGCCAAGACAUUAUCUAUCUCCCCCCCUUGAUUAAUCAAGGCUAAUUACUGCUUUCAGGUAUCUAACGUGUUUUAUACAUUUUAUAUUCCUUUUCUAAUAUGCCUAAACUGCUGUUCUGCAAAACACGGUCACACUGGCAGUUGAGUUUGUUUUUUAUGGUCACAUAGUAUAGUAAAUCAUUUCUGCUUUAUCUAAUGUUAUGAUUUUGUGAACUUCAGUUUCCCAACGCUUGGUUUUCCCCAGUGAUUUAUGAGGUCUAGUUAGUCCCAGGGACGUCUCAUUGUGGUAAUCCAGCUCCAAAUUGCUCUUCUCAGGUUACCAUGAAACAUCACUGAAAUUGGAAUUACUCAAAAUACAGAACACAGAGAGAUUGGACCCCUCCGGUGCAUGAAACUGCAACUAAAUCUGAACUUUUUAACAAGACAAUAAAUUUACAUAUGCAUAGUA
Molecule: messenger RNA, 4079 nt
Organism: Bombina bombina (fire-bellied toad)
Lineage: Eukaryota; Metazoa; Chordata; Amphibia; Anura; Bombinatoridae
Gene: PAGR1
Product: PAXIP1 associated glutamate rich protein 1
Exons: 4
Coding region: 259-939 (226 amino acids)
Source: RefSeq, a predicted model, not a curated record